AUGGCUGGUAGAUUGCGUGACUACGUACCUGCUCACCCUCAAGUCGAGCUGCAUGUGGCUGCAGGUAAUGCCGAGAGUCCAGACGACAGAAACGCUGCGCUCCCGCCUCACAGCAAGGGAAGACGGCAGAAGCCAUCAUCUGAACCCAACCAAACUUCCCUCGUCUCUUCUUCUCUCCGCUUCAUCCAACCGCCCAGUGUGUUCUUCCCUCAACCUUGGGUUCACGAUGUCGAUGGCUCGCUCCAACUUGCCUGCCUGCUCGUCACUUCUCACCUCUUCGUGCCGUCCUUGGUUCCAAUAUUCCCCACUUCCUCUCCACACAUCCCUGUCGACGAUGCCCACGCCAAUGUGCAUCAUGCAUCGGAUUUGGACGCCUUACUCAACCCACUCUUUUCUCGCGCUCAACCCCUGUACCCGGCCCGGCGUCUUCUCGUGCAUAGCGACUGGAAGCCAGUUCCUGGUCCUCGCUUUGGUCAAAGUCUGGGCAACCGUGCCGCUCCCGAGGCGUCCAUCAACAUCAUCAUCAUCACGCCAGCCAUCUUUGACGACCACUGCGGGGCUCCUACCGAAAGCUGUGCCGCUCUGUUGCCAGGGAAGUCCUUUGCCCGGAGACCUUGCUCUACUGUGUAUGUAGAGAAGGAUGGGCACCCAUGGCAUCGGCUUGCCAACUGGCUUACUUCCCAGAAGGUCUGA
Messenger RNA from Colletotrichum paranaense, 693 nucleotides. RefSeq lists its product as uncharacterized. The transcript is spliced from 2 exons. The record is from RefSeq and is a predicted model, not a curated record. The coding region runs from base 1 to 693 and encodes 230 amino acids. Lineage: Eukaryota; Fungi; Ascomycota; Sordariomycetes; Glomerellales; Glomerellaceae.